CCCCUCCUUUCUUCUCCGCUGCACUCCAGUCUCAACCUCCAUUACACAGCCAUGGCAUCGGAGAGGAAGCUCUCAAACCCAAUGAGGGAGAUCAAGGUGCAGAAGCUCGUCCUUAACAUCUCCGUCGGUGAAAGUGGCGAUCGUCUCACUCGUGCCGCCAAGGUCCUGGAACAACUCAGCGGCCAAACCCCUGUUUUCUCCAAGGCUAGGUAUACUGUUAGGUCUUUCGGUAUCAGGCGUAAUGAAAAAAUUGCUUGCUAUGUUACUGUGAGGGGUGAGAAGGCAAUGCAGCUUCUGGAGAGCGGGUUGAAGGUGAAGGAAUAUGAGCUCUUGAGGAGGAACUUCAGUGAUACCGGCUGCUUUGGCUUCGGUAUCCAGGAGCAUAUUGAUCUUGGCAUUAAGUAUGAUCCUUCAACUGGUAUCUAUGGUAUGGACUUCUAUGUUGUUCUUGAGCGCCCUGGAUACCGUGUUGGUCGUCGUCGCAGAUGCAAGUCACGUGUUGGAAUCCAGCACAGAGUUACCAAGGAGGAUGCCAUGAAGUGGUUCCAGGUCAAAUAUGAAGGUGUCAUCCUCAACAAGUCACAAACUAUUAGUGGUUCUUAGAUAUAUCUCUUACAACAUUCUUCAAUUUUGCUAUAUGCCAUUUGAUUUGUUUUGUGUAUCAGUUACAAUUUGGCUGAACAAGAUUUAUGGUUAUCAGUUUGGGAUAAUCUUAAUUAUUGUUUCUUUGGGCUUUUAAUUGUUUUAGGUUACUUUGUUUUUGAAAGCAGAUGAUAAUUGAAAUCAAAAUCAAUAUUCUGC
Messenger RNA from Rubroshorea leprosula, 801 nucleotides. The record is from the annotation of a GenBank genome assembly. Lineage: Eukaryota; Viridiplantae; Streptophyta; Magnoliopsida; Malvales; Dipterocarpaceae.